UCGCGUGCACAUGGCUUUUGUUUUUGUAUAUAAAAGAAAACGUUGAAACUAUAACAAAAAUGGGCGGCCAGGGCAAAACAAUAAAUCGCAAACGUAAAUUUGUGGGCCGCAAAGCGGACGAUCCGGAAUUCGAUUUGGACAAAAAGCACUUCAAGGUGCUCCAUUUGAAUGCCAGCGAGAAACGCUUGAUUAUUGUGCUCGAGGGCGCGCAGCUGGAAACAGUGAAGGUGCACAACACAUUCGAGCUGCUCAACUGUGACGAUCAUGCGGGCAUAAUGCGCAAAAAUCAACGAGAUCCGGGCAGCUGCCGCCCGGACAUCACACACCAAUGCCUGCUGAUGCUGUUCGACUCGCCGCUGAAUCGGGCCGGAUUGCUGCAGGUGUUUGUCCGCACCGAGCACAAUGUGCUGAUCGAGAUCAAUCCACAGACACGGAUACCGCGCACAUUUAAACGUUUUGCCGGCCUGAUGGUCCAGCUGUUGCACAAGUUUCAAAUACGCGCCAGCGAUUCGUCGCGCCGCCUGAUGAGCGUCAUCAAGAAUCCAAUUACGGAUCAUUUGCCCGUUGGUUGUAAAAAGUAUGCAAUGUCCUUUACCGGCAAGCUGGUCAGCAAUUGCCGCGAACUGGUGCCGCACGGCCCGGAGGGCAGCGAAGCCUACGACGAGCCCGUUGUCAUGGUCAUUGGCGCCUUCGCUCACGGCGCACUCAAGACAGACUACACCGAGGAGCUGUUCUCCAUUAGCAACUAUCCUUUGUCAGCAGCCAUUGCCUGCUCCAAGCUGUGCACCGCAUUCGAGGAGGUCUGGGGCGUUGUCUAACCGCCGCCUCCAUAGUUCUAAGCUAAGUUUUUGACUAGAUAAUACAUGUCUACUAUAUACGAUAUACGAUAAACUAUAUACGAUAUAUGAUAUAUGCCGUAUAUAAAGGUUUGGAAUUAUGCAUAAUGUGCGUUAUGUAAAAAUGAUAUAAAUAUAUAGGCAAUAUGUGAGUCUAGGCACGAAUUGUCUUUUGCCAUGCUCCAUAUAUAUGUUCAGAAUCAUAUAAA
This is a messenger RNA of Drosophila montana, 1045 nucleotides long. Its product is annotated as ribosomal RNA small subunit methyltransferase NEP1. The transcript is spliced from 2 exons. The record is from RefSeq and is a predicted model, not a curated record. Gene Ontology annotation, biological process: rRNA base methylation. Gene Ontology annotation, cellular component: small-subunit processome; nucleolus. Gene Ontology annotation, molecular function: rRNA binding; rRNA (pseudouridine) methyltransferase activity. The coding region runs from base 60 to 818 and encodes 252 amino acids. NCBI's taxonomy places the organism in Eukaryota, Metazoa, Arthropoda, Insecta, Diptera, Drosophilidae.